GUCUCUAAUUUUAUUGUAAGAGGCAAUCACUAAACAAAUUACGAGAAUAAUGCGAUUUUUAAUUGCAUUAACCCUUUUGAUUUCGUUGGCAGGAAUCCAUGGAGCUGUAGUGAACGGAACCACGGCUUAUGGGAACAGAAACAAUGUGAUCGGCACUGUGGAUGGCAAUGGCAAUGUCAUCAACAAUGGACAGGUAGUCGGACACGUGAACCCAAACAACUCGAGACAAGUGUUGGACAACUCGGGUAAUGUAAUCGGGACUUUGGGUUAUAACGACAACCAAAUCGCUUACGACGGAAACGGCAACCAAAUCGGAGUCGUGGACGCGUGCGACCACGUCUGGAGUAACGGACAGGACAUCGGAUAUCUUGGCGCUGACAAUAAAACUGUAUAUGCCAAUGGCAGUAACCAGCAAAUUGGUAGCCUAAGGACCCCCUACUAUACCGGUGAUGGUGUAUAUGAUGCCAAUGGUAAUCUUGUGGGAACAGUAGGUAAUGACAACAACACAGUCUAUAACUCAAGCGGUCAGAAGAUCGGAACCCUGGACGCCAACGGAGUGAACGUUCGCGACGGCAAUAACAAUGUCAUCAGUGGUUGGCAAAGACGAAACAAGAGCCGAGAUGGUUGCGGGACAACCGGUGGAAACACUGGAAACACAGGAAACACAGGAAACACUGGAAACACAGGAAACACUGGAAACACUGGAAACACUGGCAACACUGGAAAUGAAGUGUACAAUAAUGGACAGGCUGUAGGAUAUGUUGGAACCAAUGGUCAGAUCUAUAACUUCAAUAACCAACCGAUCGGAUACUUAGACAGCGAUGGAAACACCGCUCGUUAUUACAACACAAAUCAAGUGAUCGGUUACAGAAAUGGGAAUGGCGUCAACACUGGCACCGGUACUAAUGGAGUUGGUAAUAUAGGAACCGGUAGUCAAGUGGUGUCCAACCUGUUGGUGGUGUUGUACCUGUUGGUGGAGUACAACCUGUUGGUGGUGUUGUACCGGUUGGUGGAGUACAAUCUGUUGUACCGGUUGGUGGUAUCCAGCCAGUUGGUAAUUACC
Oppiella nova is the source of this 1063-nucleotide messenger RNA. NCBI's taxonomy places the organism in Eukaryota, Metazoa, Arthropoda, Arachnida, Sarcoptiformes, Oppiidae. The record is from the annotation of a GenBank genome assembly.